Messenger RNA from Bipolaris maydis ATCC 48331, 378 nucleotides. RefSeq lists its product as uncharacterized. NCBI's taxonomy places the organism in Eukaryota, Fungi, Ascomycota, Dothideomycetes, Pleosporales, Pleosporaceae. Gene Ontology annotation, molecular function: nucleic acid binding. The record is from RefSeq and is a predicted model, not a curated record.
AUGUCAACUGCUACAUACGAGAUUAUCGACUCGCCAGCCGAUAUCCAAUACCUAGUCAACCUGCUUACCCGUCAAUACAAACAGCUGCGAGACCUAGACAUCCCCAACUCACCCCUAUACAUCGAUGUGCAAGGCGUAAACCUCAACCGUGUAGGCCCCAUCUCUCUCCUUACGCUCCUUUCCUCAUCAACCUACUACCUCGUCGACAUACUCCAACUAGGUACAAUUGCAUUCACUACUCCCAGCGCCCAACGCGCUCCCGCAUUCAUAACUCCCAACACCCAAACCCAGACUUUGAAAUCUAUCUUUGAAGACGCAGCUAUUCCCAAAGUCUUUUUCGACGCCCGCAAUGCCUCAGCUGCGCUAUUUGUACAGUAG